Venustampulla echinocandica is the source of this 1230-nucleotide messenger RNA. RefSeq lists its product as uncharacterized. The coding region runs from base 1 to 1230 and encodes 409 amino acids. Lineage: Eukaryota; Fungi; Ascomycota; Leotiomycetes; Helotiales; Pleuroascaceae. The record is from RefSeq and is a predicted model, not a curated record. Gene Ontology annotation, molecular function: FAD binding. The transcript has 5 exons.
AUGGCACAACUCAGCAGCAUUAUGUCCUCGUUCGACAUCUUCCUUGCUCCCUUCUUUCCCGUCUUAGGGUACGAGCACGGACGGAGCUGGGUUCAGGUUCAGGUCAGUCAAGGUUUUCUCCUUGCCUACGGCAUAAACUCUCGAACGGCCGAGCAAGCAGACCCUUUUUUCAAUGACAUGCAACACGCGGGAUGUGUUCAAACCGCCACAGUUGUUCCAAACAGCGUCCCAGUUUCCAAGGAGAAGCUAUCCCGAGUCGUCAUUGUCGGAGGAGGAGUUGCCGGCUUGACUCUUGCUCAUAAUCUGGAACAGGCAAACAUUGAUUAUGUUGUACUUGACAAGGGAGUUGUUGCUCUACCUUGGGGUACCAGUAUCAGUAUCCAUCCCAACGGCUGCCGAAUCCUGUACCAAAUAGGAACCCUGGACGCUGUAGAGGCAAAAUGCGUUCCCAUGGAGAGAUUCUACAACCGGGGCCUAUCUGGAUACUCUUAUGUGCACGAUUUCUUCUUCCAAUCUGUGACGUCACGAACUGGAUACACAACUCUCACCUUGGAGAGACGAGGAUUCCUCCAGGCUCUAUAUGACACACCCGAAAGUAAAUCCAAGAUCCGUAAGAGAUGCUGUGUCAAGAACGUGAUUGAGGAGAAUGGUAUUGUCAGGGUUCUUCUAGAGGAUGAUAUGAAAGUGACCUACAACGCCAUCAUUGCCUGUGUCCCCCAGCAACCCGGCCUAGGACUAAACCAUAUGCACAGAACCUCAUUUAACAAUCUAUCUUUCCUGAUGCUCUGCCAGCCCGACACAGUUUAUCUGGCCGCGCAUUUCAAGCUCCCAGAAUCCGAGCAAACAUGCUGGCCAAGCCGUACCCGUUACACGGAGCAAGACAUGAAGGAUUAUGCUGCUAAGGUUUCCGAUCGCCCUGUCUCGGAGUCUGUUUUGUUUAGAGAGCUUUGGCGCAAGAAGACUGGAGCACACAUUGCCUCUCUACAGGAGGGUGUCUUGGAUCAUUGGUUCUUUAGCCGCACUGCCUUGCUCUGGGAUUGUGUCCACAAGGUAACCCCAAACGCCGGCUUUGGUGGUUCCACCACCAUGGAAAGCGCCCUCGCCCUCGCCAACGCCCUCCACGACGCCAUCUCCGCACACCCCAACAAAAAGCCCUCAGACAUCGAGAUCAAAGAUGCCCUACAACCCUACCAAAACGCCCGAAAGUCCCGAGUCCUGGAAAUCUUCUAG